Durusdinium trenchii is the source of this 1761-nucleotide messenger RNA. The record is from the annotation of a GenBank genome assembly. NCBI's taxonomy places the organism in Eukaryota, Dinophyceae, Suessiales, Symbiodiniaceae.
CCGUCUUCGUAGAGUUCGCAUUCCAAAUCAUGCUGCGCGCUUUGCCAUGUGUGUCCGCUCUUCCUCGAUGUCGGGCCACCUCGAGGUGGUUCAGCGAGAUGGCUGCACCAGCAGAGGCAAUCUCCAAAGCUGAUGACGUCAUCUCCAGAACAAGCCGGCUGUUUAUUGAUAACCAAUACGUCGAGGCCGAAGGAGGACGGCUACCUGUAUUGUCACCUGUAGAUGGCAAACCUUUUGCAAGCAUUGCUCAUGCUUCUGCUCGUGACGUUGAUCGAGCAGUGCAAUCUGCAAGGAGAUGUUUCGACCAUGAUUGUUGGCCCCAGCAAGAUGUGCAGGCGAGGGUGGAGAUCCUCAAGAGGAUCGCUGCAGCUCUCCGAACGCCGGAGGUGUACACAUGUCACUCUGGACGGGCGGAUGCUGCUUUGUUGACCCAGGUUUGCGAUGCCCUUUGUGUCAUUGAAAGCCGGGACUGUGGAAAACCCUUUUCUGAAAGUCAAGGAGAUCUUGGUGUUUGCGCGGAUACCUUUGACUACUACGCAGAGGUUGCACCGGAGACCAUGAAGACAACGUAUCCGAGUGUUGGAGCUGGUGCCACUCACUUCUACGCAAGGAUCGCUGUGGAGCCCCUGGGAGUGGUUGGGUGCAUCACUCCAUGGAAUUUUCCUUUGAUGCAAGCGGUCCUGAAAGUUGCCCCGGCGCUCGCUGCAGGCUGUGCCGUGGUCUUGAAACCCUCACCUUUGGCAUCGUUGACUUGCUGCGCAUUGGGAGAGCUAGUGGCAGCAGCUGGUGCACCACCAGGAGCUCUGAACGUCAUCACUGGUGGACCACCGGAAGUGCUGGAAGGUGGAGGUAGCACAGGGCAGUACCUCAUCGAUCACAGCAUGUUGGACAAGGUAUCCUUCACGGGAAGCGGAAGUGCUGGACAAAAGAUGCUGGAGGCCUCUGCAUCGAAGCUACGCCCGACUUGCUUGGAGUUGGGUGGAAAGUCAGCCUUUAUUGUAUUUGAAGACGCCGCAGAUGACUUGGAUCAUCUCGUGGACUGGGUCAUGGUGGGUAUUUUCCAAUGCACCGGUCAGGUGUGUUCAGCAACAAGCCGCCUGCUGAUCCACGAAAGUUUGGAGGCCAAGCUUGUGGAGCGGCUGCUUGAGGGCAUCAGGAGCAUCAAAGUCGGGGAUCCCUUGCAGAAGGGAACCUUGAUGGGUCCUGUGGUCUCAGAGGGGCAGCAGCAGAAGGUGCUUGGAAUGAUCCAGCAGGCGGAAGCGGAUGGCGGGAAGAUCCAUUCAGUACCCUUGGAGCUGCCAAAGGAGUUGCAGCAAGGCUACUAUGUGCCUCCCACGGUUCUCUCCAACUUGGCUGAGAGCUCUGCAGCAUGGAAGCAGGAGAUCUUCGGACCAGUCCUGGCCAUCAGGUCUUUCCGGACAGAGGAAGAGGCCAUUCGACUUGCCAAUGACACUCCGUACGGACUGGCCAACGCGGUGUGGUCUGCUGAUCGAGCUCGAACGCAACGUGUUGCUGCUCAACUCAAGUCUGGAGUGGUUUGGGAAAACUGCUCUCAGGUUUUGUUUCCAUCGACACCUUUUGGCGGAAGACAGGGCAAAGCCAGUGGAUUUGGCUUUGAGCAGGGCAUUGCUGGCCUCAAAGAGUUCGUCAGCGAGAAAACUGUGAUCACUGGCGACAGAACCGGCUACAGCUGGGGAGUCUACAAGCAGUCCUGAGGGGGAUGCCUUGUACAUAGAUCAUCCUUUGUCUUUUGCGUUGAGU